GGCUGGGGAAUCUCCAUUGACGUUCGGGUGACGCCGCUGUAGGGGGUUCCAAGCGCUGCACAGGGGCGAUGCUGCCUUUCGCUCCUCAGGACGAGCGGUGGAACCAAGAAAUGGAGGUGUGCGGCGGCGGCACAAGGAGUGGCGAGGUAAAUGUUCUUAAAAUGGUUGAAGAACCAAUGGAUGAGGGUGAAGCAGAUUCCUGCCUUGAUGAAGUUAUCUUUAAAGAAAUCCCUAUUACUCAUCAUGUUAAGGAAGGAUAUGAGAAAGCAGAUCCUGCACAGUUUGAGUUACUCAAGGUUCUUGGUCAAGGAUCAUUUGGAAAGGUUUUUCUUGUUAGAAAGAAGACUGGGCCUGAUGCUGGACAGCUGUAUGCAAUGAAGGUGUUAAAAAAAGCUUCUUUAAAAGUUCGAGACAGAGUUCGGACAAAGAUGGAGAGGGAUAUACUAGUGGAAGUAAACCAUCCAUUUAUUGUCAAACUGCACUAUGCCUUUCAGACUGAAGGGAAGCUGUAUUUAAUACUGGAUUUUCUCAGGGGAGGGGAUGUCUUCACAAGAUUAUCCAAAGAGGUUCUGUUUACAGAAGAAGAUGUGAAAUUCUACCUUGCGGAACUGGCCCUUGCUUUGGAUCAUCUGCAUCGACUAGGAAUUGUAUAUAGAGACCUGAAGCCAGAAAACAUUUUGCUUGAUGAAAUAGGACAUAUCAAGUUAACAGAUUUUGGACUCAGCAAAGAGUCAGUAGAUCAAGAAAAGAAGGCCUACUCAUUUUGUGGUACAGUAGAGUAUAUGGCUCCUGAAGUAGUAAAUAGGAGAGGUCAUUCUCAGAGUGCUGAUUGGUGGUCAUAUGGUGUACUUAUGUUUGAAAUGCUUACUGGUACUCUGCCAUUUCAAGGUAAAGACAGAAAUGAGACCAUGAAUAUGAUAUUAAAAGCAAAACUUGGAAUGCCUCAAUUUCUUAGUGGUGAAGCACAAAGUCUUCUAAGGAUGUUAUUCAAAAGGAAUCCAGCAAAUAGAUUGGGUUCAGAAGGUGUUGAGGAAAUCAAAAGACAUCUUUUCUUUGCAAAUAUUGACUGGAAUAAAUUAUAUAAACGAGAAGUUCAGCCUCCAUUCAAGCCUGCUUCUGGAAAACCAGAUGACACUUUUUGUUUUGACCCUGAAUUUACUGCAAAAACACCUAAAGAUUCCCCUGGUUUGCCAGCCAGUGCAAAUGCUCAUCAGCUCUUCAAAGGAUUCAGCUUUGUUGCAACUUCUAUUGCAGAUGAAUAUAAAAUCACUCCAAUCACAAGUACAAAUGUUUUACCAAUAGUUCAGGUCAAUGGAAAUGCUGCACAAUUUGGUGAAGUAUAUGAAUUGAAAGAGGAUAUUGGUGUUGGUUCUUAUUCUGUUUGCAAGAGAUGCAUCCAUAUAUCUACCAACAUGGAAUUUGCAGUAAAGAUCAUUGACAAAAGUAAACGAGAUCCUUCAGAAGAAAUUGAAAUUUUGAUGCGCUAUGGACAACACCCCAACAUUAUCACUUUAAAGGAUGUCUUUGAUGAUGGCAGAUAUGUUUACCUUGUUACGGAUUUGAUGAAGGGAGGAGAGCUAUUGGACCGUAUUCUCAAACAGAAAUGUUUCUCAGAACAGGAGGCUAGUGAUGUACUGUUUGUAAUAACUCAAACAGUUGAUUAUCUGCAUUGUCAAGGUGUUGUUCAUCGGGAUCUUAAGCCUAGUAAUAUUUUAUACAUGGAUGAAUCAACUAAUGCAGAGUCAAUUAGGAUCUGUGAUUUUGGGUUUGCAAAACAACUUGGAGGAGAAAGUGGACUUCUCUUAACCCCAUGCUACACUGCAAACUUUGUGGCACCUGAGGUUCUUAUGCAACAGGGAUAUGAUGCUGCAUGUGAUAUCUGGAGUUUAGGAGUCCUUUUUUAUACAAUGUUGGCUGGCUACACUCCAUUCGCUAAUGGACCCAAUGAUACUCCUGAAGAAAUCCUGCUGCGUAUAGGCAAUGGAAAGUUCUCUUUGAGUGGUGGAAACUGGGACAAUAUUUCAGACGGAGCAAAGGAUUUGCUGUCUCACAUGCUUCAUGUGGACCCACAUCAGCGGUACACUACUCAACAAAUAUUAAAACACUCAUGGAUAGCCCACAGAGACCAGCUGCCAAAUGAUCAGCCAAAAAGCAAUGAUGCAUCACAUGUUGUUAAGGGAACAGUGGUUGCUACAUAUUCUGCCCUGCUGCAUAAGACUUUUCAACCAAUCCUAGAACCUGUUGCUGCUUCAAGCCUAGCUCAGCGACGGAGCAUGAAAAAGCGAACAUCAACUGGCUUAGAAUACCUAAAGUCACAUCCACUUCUGCAAUGUACCAUCAGGACCUUGAACUCCAGGUGAUGUACAGUUGGCUUAGUCAGGUGGGUAAGACUGAUACACUCAGCAGGAGUUUUGGUAAGUGGCACCCAGGUAUGGGUCAGACUCUCAUGAAUGAGCCCACCUGAGCAUAAGCUGGUGUUCAGUGGCACAGGAGCCCUGAGUAAUGAGUGGCCAAUGACUUUUGGAGCAAAGCACAACAGAAAAGAGGAAAUUGUUGAGCCCCAGGGGAUGAGGAAACAACCAUGUGCGAAAAGAGGGUCACUAGAACAUAAUGUCCCAAGCAUUCACAGAAAGCUACUUGGCCAAGCAAUGGUCAUGAAUCAUCAAGAUGGCUGACACUGAAAGAAGACCAAAAAGGUGCUAUACAUGGUUCCAAGAUAAUGGAACAUCAUUAUGACUGCCCUCCCACAAUGUGAUCAUGGAGAGAGGAACAUGUGGAGCACCAGUGCAAGCAUUCUCAAGGAUGACCCUGGAGAAAAGCCAAUACCACAAGUACUGAGAAUCCCACAGGCUACAAAACCCAUGACUUGAAGAUAAAUAAAGAGGACAAUGCAGGAGGCUCACAUUCUGGUUACACAACAGGGCCUCCCACAGACUCCUAAAAUAGGUUUGCUACUAUAAUAACCAUCACAUCUGUAUCCCCGCACUCACCCCCCUCCCUGAUUGAUACCCCCCGCAAAAAAUGGACUUUUGGAGAUGAGACCUUUUGUUCCACAGAUGACAUUGGAUCAUCUCAGAGCUCCUCAACUGCAGAGGUAACCAUACCAUUCCUGUUAUAAAUGAACACAUGAAAUCCCAACUCAGCUAGAUCAAUAUUAUUUGCUUUAAAAUUUUUAAAUGCCAUAUUUUAUCACAAAAAGAAUGCAUUCUUACAGUAACAAACUAAAAUCAUACUGAAGUGCAUGAGUAAGAAGACAAUUAUGUACUCACUGAAUGUUUUUCCUCCAUUCCCAGCUCUCAGAGGUAAUCUGAAUUAAUAGCUUUGAGGAUUUCCUCUUAUAUAUUUUGUUAGGUAAAUGUUUUUUGUUUUGUUUUGUUUUUUGCUUUUUUUCUGGU
This is a messenger RNA of Chinchilla lanigera (long-tailed chinchilla), 3395 nucleotides long. It is a transcript of the gene Rps6ka6, whose product is annotated as ribosomal protein S6 kinase, 90kDa, polypeptide 6. The transcript has 27 exons. The record is from RefSeq and is a predicted model, not a curated record. Lineage: Eukaryota; Metazoa; Chordata; Mammalia; Rodentia; Chinchillidae. Bases 69 to 2360 code for a protein of 763 amino acids. Gene Ontology annotation, molecular function: ribosomal protein S6 kinase activity; ATP binding; magnesium ion binding. Gene Ontology annotation, biological process: protein phosphorylation.